This is a messenger RNA of Symbiodinium sp. CCMP2592, 393 nucleotides long. The record is from the annotation of a GenBank genome assembly. Lineage: Eukaryota; Dinophyceae; Suessiales; Symbiodiniaceae.
AUGGAUGGAGCGAGCGAGAUAGGACUUGCGGCUGCAUCUGCAGCGGCAUCCAAGUUAGCCAGCAAAGGCCGUGCUCAGGUCGUGGAGGAUCCACAGGAGAAGGAGGCGCGGCAAGCGCAAGACUGGAACGCAGAGGUGCGUAAACGAUGGCGACAGAAUUUCGCACGGCAGCAUGAGCCGCUGAACCAACCUCAGGGCCAGAAUCCUGGCGACGUCUCCUUCACGAGGUGGCUGUGCCCCACAAGCCGCAUCCACGACCGACAAGCCUUCCACGGCAUAAGGAAUGCCCGCAUGCAGGAGGUUUGGGCGGUGGAGGCGCGGCAGCGCUGGCACGAGAAGCAUCCGAAGCCAACGUGGAGAGAGAAAGCUGUUGACUUGUCGCUGCCCUCCUGA